Molecule: messenger RNA, 1765 nt
Organism: Sphaerulina musiva SO2202
Lineage: Eukaryota; Fungi; Ascomycota; Dothideomycetes; Mycosphaerellales; Mycosphaerellaceae
Exons: 2
Coding region: 1093-1539 (148 amino acids)
Source: RefSeq, a predicted model, not a curated record
CCUCCUUCACCUCGCUGCGGUCUCGCCUCAUCGCAGCUGGAGGAGCGCGUCCCAUCAGCCACUUCAUAUCGCAUUAUGCCACUUGGACAAGCCACCUGUGCCGACGAGGUUCAUGCCUGGCGAAUUGCGCCUCCUCCGGUCCUCCAUCGAGGAGCGCGACAACGACUGGCCACAGCGGGACGCCAUUGUCGAGUGCCAUAGUGCCAUCCCAAUCACCUCUCCCAGGCCGCAUGACCGUCCUGGCCUGUGGUAUUCUAUCGGCACUCCCGACUUCUGCUGCUGGCCGGAGCCAUUGCAUCUUCAGAGAACCAACAGCACCCACCCGAUCCCGCGCCUCCGUCUCUGUCCGCUGGCGCCCAUGAGACGCGCGACUACUACGCUGCGCAGACUGUACCACGACCUCUCUCACCGAACGAACCUUGCCUCACGCCAUCCUCCGUCUUCGAGCGAGACUCUCGCAGAUGUGGGUACACCACUGGAUCAUGCUGCCCUGAUAUGCAGCCCUAGUGGUACCCCUUCCUAGAUGCUGGACGUUGACCCACUGUCAUGAGCUGGUGUCAGCCACACACCUGACCUUGUCUCCUCCAUCGUCGACUGGCGGGGUCCUGCGUCAUCCGUAUGGUUUUGCGUCCAGCAUCUUGGAACUGUGCAUGAAUCUUUCAAAAUGCUCAGAUUGAGAGGCGCUCAGGUCGCCGUGUCCUGCUGCCGUUGCGCAGGCAUGGGCCCAUCAUGCAGCUUCGGCUGGUAUUUGCGCAAAUUGUGCUUCUUCUGUUAGCAUUGUUGCGUCGUGCUCUGCACCUGUGACAUCCAACAGCGGUGCGAAACCCCUCCACUCUUUCCUCGCCAAGGCCGGAACACAGCACAGAAACCCAUGACUGGAUGAACUUGGUUGUUUCUGAUGACUUGGCAGCACGCGCAAAGAGUGGAGGCGCUGCCAUUUCCUUUGGUUAGUCGCCCUCGACGCGCCAUUCCAUCCCGCUCCUCUAUUGUACGCCUGCUGGGUCGUGGAGAUACCAUUGCUCCAGAGCUCACCUCACUGACCUGUGGUACUGACUGCACCCUGCUGUGGCUUGCCCCGGGGAUAGUAGUCAGAUGCAUAGUUCAUUGAGUAUUGAGACGUUGCAAAGAUGCACUCUGUGGCGCAGACCAGGAUACAGUACGAGCCGGACAUAUGUUGCCGUGCUCCAGGCGCAUGGCAUGAGUAGCUCUUCCGAUCCUAGGAGAGGGAGCUUCUCGCGCAUGGCCGCUCACGUUUUGGACCUUUCGUGCUUAUGCAUUUCAAGCAGACUGUGUCCGGAAGCUGAUAACGAGCGUUUUAUGACGAUUUUAAUCGUCAUAUUGAUAGAGAUGAGCUGCUGUGCGGUUGCAUCUGGUAUCCUUUUCCCCAUAGACAGUCUCCUGUCUGGACCUGGGUUGGUUCAUUCUGGUAUUUGUCUUUUUGGGCAUUUUCCCCAGAUAUCUGAUGCUUGUUUGUUUGGGCACAGAAUGAUGAUCAGAACCGGGGUUCGUCUUCCAAGCCAAGUCGCAAGUUGUGGUUGAAUUUCGAGGAGACCAACAAAAACCACUCCUGUAACUGUCACGUGGUUUGACAAUAAUUGAUUACUUUUUCACUCCUCGAUCAUGUAUUCUCUCUCUCUCUCUUUCUCUUCCUCUUUUCGAGCUCUGAGGCGGUCAAGAGUCAGGAAAAUGAGAGUCUCUCCAAUUGCAUGUCUCACUUGUAUAUUCACUGUUGCUGCACGUCCUGCACUGAUACCUACAUGUACCU